UAAUGUAAGGAGCACCAGGUAAUUUGAUAUCGUUUUUAGUUUAUUUUUAGAAGUCCCAAGAAGAUUUAGAUUACUUGAAGAACUCUAAAAUGGAGAAAAAGGUAUUGGAGAUGGAACUGUAAGCUAUGGAUUAGAAGAUGGUAAUAUUAGUAUCUGAAAUUAAUAGCUGAGGACAUGUAGAUGACAAAUUGGAAUGGAACAAUCCUUGGACCAUAUAAUGUAAUAUUUAAAUUAUAUAAUGUAGACUGCAUUUGAGAAUAGAAUCUAUUCACUUAAAAUCACUUGUGGUCCACAAUAUCCUAAGGUUGCUCCCUAAGUCAGAUUUGUUACUAAAAUUAAUCUUCCUUGUGUCUAACCAAAUGGAUAGGUAUUUAUAAUUCAAUUAUACUCAGAUUGAUAUUAAUAAAUUUAGCAUUUUAAAAAAUUGGGUAUCCAAAAGUACUUUAGAAAGUAUAUUAACAGGAUUAAAAAAUGAAAUGAGUUCUGCUGCUAAUAAAAAAUUAUAAUAACCACCUGAUGGCCAAACCUAUUGAGUU
Molecule: messenger RNA, 536 nt
Organism: Paramecium pentaurelia
Lineage: Eukaryota; Ciliophora; Oligohymenophorea; Peniculida; Parameciidae
Source: the annotation of a GenBank genome assembly